AUGGAGCGCUACCUCAACCGCCUCGCGGCGCACGCGGCCGUGGCGCGCAGCGAGGCGCUGCGGGUGUGGCUGGAAUCUGAUGGGACGCUCGGGUCCGCGCCCGCGUGGCUGGCGCUGAGGCCCAAGACCCCGACACCCGUCCAGGCGACCGUGCGUCUCGUGAAGACCGUCGCCGGCCUGCAGCGCGCCGCGCCCACGCCCGCGGAGGCGGCUGCGCCGCCCGGCGCGUCGCGCGACCUGUACCGGCUGAUGCAUGAGAGGGUGGCCGCGAUGCGGGGCGUGAUGGGGCGCGCAGAGGUGCGGCCGGAGGAGACGCGGCUGCGCGACCAGGGGGCCCUGGUGGAAGAUCUGGGGGAGAGCCUCAGGGCGGCCGUCACCAAGGCCGACGCGUGGGCCAAGGCCGCCAGCGACCUGGCAGCUGUCUGGGGCGACCUGGCGUCGGCGCUCGAGGGGCUCUCCAAAUUCGAGGCGACCUACGGCUCCCCGCUGCGGGACCACGCGGCGGCGGUGCCCAACGCGGCGCGCGCGCUGCAGCAGCGGGAGCGGCAGCUGCUGACGAGUUUGACGCUCAAGCAGGACCUCGAGGCGGUGCGGGCGCGGGUGCAGCAGGUGCAGCUGUCGCCGGGGACGCAGGGCCGGAAGCUGGAGGACCUGCGACAGCAGGCAGAGGCGCUGGAGGCGUCGCAGGCCGCCGCCGCCGCGGAGUACGAGCGGCUGGCGGAGCGCAACACGGCGGAGCUCGCGGCGCUAAAGGCGGCCCGCGGCGCUGAGCUGGCGGCGGCCGUGGUGCGCGCGGCGCGCGCAUCGCACCUGUUUCUGAUUGUUUGGGGGCGGGGUGGUCGGCGACGCCGGCGGCUGGGCUACGGCUGCUCUGGGAUCAGGGUCAGCGUUUUGCAGGAGGUUGAUGCUGCAACGGCUGCGUCACUGUAG
Messenger RNA from Monoraphidium neglectum, 930 nucleotides. Its product is annotated as subunit of retromer complex. The transcript has 6 exons. Lineage: Eukaryota; Viridiplantae; Chlorophyta; Chlorophyceae; Sphaeropleales; Selenastraceae. The record is from RefSeq and is a predicted model, not a curated record. The coding region runs from base 1 to 930 and encodes 309 amino acids.